GAUGGCACAGCCAAAAACUUAAAAUUCAAGUAACAUAUAAAAUUACUACAUCACUCCCAGAAACCUAUGUGAAUAUGAGUUUUAACUAUUGUAGUAAGUAAAUGAUAAAACGUCGAGAAAAAUAGGAAGUUGUUCCAGGAAAAUGCGAAGAUAAAACGUCCGAUUUAUUUAUAGAACCCACGUGGGAUACGUCAUUUUGGUUCGAAGCUCUCGACAUAUUGAUUCAAACCCUCAUCGAAUGGUAUUUUCACAUGGAAUAUCACUUGACUAACUUCACCUGUAGGUAUACCGUUCGGUUCAAAAACAGCAAUCAUCCUCGCUUCGAAUGUAUGAGGCAUUAGAGGAUUACAAUUCCAAUUACUAAUUUUCAAACCAUUUGUACUUUAUGCCGACAACACAUAACAUUGUAUUUGUGUCGGUAUGAGGAAAAUAAUUCAUGUUAUUUUGUCUCCAUGGAAUUCCUACGGAAUUUCAAUAUUGAACUUUCAAAUUCAACAUCGGAUUCAAGCUAUAGGUUCGUAUUCGACCAAUGAAAAAUGUUAUUUCAAGUUGCUUUACUAGUUUCGAGACAGAAUUUGUGUAAUUACUAACAACAAGCUCAAUAUUGGGUUGAAUAUUAUUGAUACCUCAUGUAAUUUGAACUUCGUCCUUUGUGUAAUAAUGAUUUAUUUUUGCGGUGAAUUUACAAUGGCUAGAUGAUGUUCGUCCGCAACACGAGCUAAUUAAGUUGAAACAACCUCAAAUUCAGCAUCAAAUUUUUCACCGUGCAUAAUAUAAAGUUAGUAAUGGUAAAAUUUUUCGAAAAAUAAUCAAAGAAAAUUUCGACGUUUGAAGACCACAUUCUAUUACGAAAAUAUGGAUCCCAUAUGACGAAAUGGAUUCACGAAUGUUUGUAGAAAAUCGCGUCACCUUAUUUAGUUCAUAUUUCGGAACGUUUGGGCCGCGCGACCUACAUAAAAAACGAGAUAUUGCCGAAGAACCAGUCACUUUUUCAAACCUAUGCAGCCUCACCAAGGUCAGCGUAAACCCCGCGAGGCGCGGGGGCUGGAUUUUUCGUAACUGGCAGCGAUAGAAACUUUACUAACAUUUUCGCGUCCGUCAAAAUUGACAGUCUGCUGCGAUCCAACGAGCGAGUAUCAUUCUGAUUCUGAGCAUUAUAAAUAAUUAUAAGGAUGUAUUAGAGAAAUAAAUUAGAAAAACGUCGAUUCGACCAGCUUUCAAUGACACAACUUCAUAUAGUACAGCUGACAAACCUUCGGCAAUCAAAAAAAAUUUGAGACAAGCAUCUACUUUACCAUAAUGGGGGGCUUCUUUUAUCCGGCGAUUGCCGUAGUGGCGAUGAUGUACGCACUUUUUGACGUUAAUUAUUUCAUCCGUGUCUUCUUCACUCUUUCUUGGCGAAAACUGAUACCCGUGAAACGAAGAAAGAUUUCCGACGCAAUUAACAUAUACGGAUUCUGCACAACGAACGAUGUGGAUUUGUUCAUAACGCAUAUGAACAACGCGCGGUUCAUAAGAGAAUUGGAUUUUGCUCGUUUCGAUUACUAUCAUAGAACUGGAAUAUAUGAAGUUGUAGCCUCUAGAGGAGGCAGCUCACUCCAAGUGGCAACGACAGUAAGACACAGAAGAGUAAUGCCGGUGUUCACCUUUUAUCGAAUCGAAACGAAGCUUAUUUAUUGGGACCAAAAGGCGGCAUACUUGGAGCACAAGUUCAUCACACUAUCGGACAAUUUUGUACGGGCGACCGUAUUCAGUAAACAACAAAUGGUCGGCCUUCGGAUGAGCACAGAUGAUGUGAUAAACGAAAUUGAUCCGGGAAUGCAAAAACCUGAAGCUCCGGAAGACCUCACACAUUGGAUAAAAUACAAUGAGUCUAGUUCGGAAAAAUUACGAAAAGUCGAUUGAUGUUAAAGCGUAUUGAAUUUGUAAAUUUCCAUUUUGAAAAGUUAUUUGAAAUGUUAAGCCGCCGCAUAGCUGGUUUGCGGCGAAAACUCGGGAAUUCAGUGAAUCCGAUAACUUUUUUCUGCAAUGGGCACUCAAAAAACACGUCACAUGCCGCAUCGAUGUUGACAACGAAACAACGUUGAAUUAUGAGAUAUUUUUUGGGACUGAAAAGGUUACAGAUAAAAUCUACGCGUAUGGGAAAUUUUCAUUGGUCAAAUGAGAUAUUUUUGAUUGACUUAAGAAACGAUUCUAUCAUUUCUUGGGAAAACUCGAAGCAUAGUAUUUUUUUUUUGUUUUAAAAUAACCGUACUGCCGGUACAAUAUCAAAUCCCGGGAUUUUCGAUUCGAAUUCUGGAUUCUGGUGAAAUCCAAAGAAUUCCGAGGGGAUUUGUAGUGGGGUGAGACCCCAAUAAUUAAUAUCUUACAUUAUUCAUUAUGUGAGAAGUGAAACACUUAUUCUUACGAAACCAUCAGAGAACCCUCAAUUCUAAGUUCCUUGUUUCUCGAUUAUUGUGUGUAAUUUUAUAAUAAAAAGUUUUUUCUAUCGUCGAAGAUAACAUGAUUUUCAGAAAG
This is a messenger RNA of Athalia rosae (coleseed sawfly), 2517 nucleotides long. Its product is annotated as protein THEM6-like. Lineage: Eukaryota; Metazoa; Arthropoda; Insecta; Hymenoptera; Athaliidae. Bases 1300 to 1905 code for a protein of 201 amino acids. The transcript has 4 exons. The record is from RefSeq and is a predicted model, not a curated record.